UAAACGUUUGUUAACGGUUACGGAUAUACAACAAAGGAUAUGAACGAUUUAAAUGUAAAACAUUGAUGAUCGUGAAAGGACGUAUACAUUUUUAAUAACGGAUAAAAUACCAAACAAUUUUAUUUAAAUAUUAAACAAACAAAACGUGAACAUAAAAAAGAUUUAAGUGAAAGACAAGAAUUAAAAAAAUAUUUAAAAAAAAAGUUUAAACUAAAACUAACAAGCAUAAAAAUAAUGAAAAGUUGAAAAUUACUAAAGAAAAGUUGUUAGUGCUUUUAGAAUAAAAUUAAUAUUAAAAGAAAAAGAUUUCAAUUAAAAAAAUAAAUUAAACUAGAAAUAAAUUAAAAUCAUGUCUUCCUCUGAACAUGAAGUUGAUAUCAGUGUGGUCUCUAGUCCCGAACCCAGUCCCAUGGGUUGCGGUCAAGAGGGUCAUGAGACACCCUUAAGAUCCAACUCCCCGGCCCGUUCACAUGGUGCCUCAACGCCCAACUCAAAUCAUACACCCACUACAGCCGCAGGCACACCCACAUCAACCACUUCCAAUUAUCAUCAUCACCAUAGUCCCACCACUAUGGCUGCGGCAGUGCCACCAACAGUUUUACACCAUCACCUACAGCAUCAUUUGAAUUCCUUGAAUGCCGGCCAUCCGGUAGCUUUACAUCAUGCCUUGCACAGUUUUGGCCAUCUAACACAUCCCGCUCACCAACAUUUACUGCACCCAGCGGCUGUAACUCCGUCGGCAGCACAUCAUUUCUCCAAUGCUCUCAACAGUGAACGUCUUAGUCCACCGGCCAUGGCAGCCAUGGCUCCCAAGUCACCCGAAUCCACUACUACCGAAGAAUCUCAAACAAAUAACAACAAUUCAAAGAUGAUGAAUAACAAUGAUACAAAUACCGCUGGCGGUCAACAACAACAGCAUUCAGCUGCUGCUGCAGCAGCGGCGGCAGCUUUAAAUGGCAAUAUUAAUAAAGUAACUUCGGGCAAUGGUUUCACUAGUUUCUCUAUAUCCUCCAUUUUAAGUCGCAAUGAACCCAAAAAGAACGGCUCUAAUUUAAUUACACCCAUACCGCAAUUGCCGCCGACUACGGUGGGCGCUGGAGGACCUCAAGAUGCUGCCAUGUUGUCAAGAUUGGGUUUCAUUUCACAAUGGGGGGCUUUGGCUGGUCGUUAUGCUGCUUUAUGUCCACCCGGUUGGCCUUGGGCGCCACAACGUAUGCCUUUCCACAGUCCCACACAUGAUAGUUCUUCUACAAAUACAACUGAGAAUCCCUCAUCGCCACCUUCCCCCCAACAAAAUGGCUGUUUGGCUAAUGGCAACAAUAACAACAACAAUAAUAAUGGCACAAAAUCACCCUCUCCCCAUUUGUCAUACCAACAACAUCAGAGUCACCAUCAUCAUCAUCUCUCACAACCCCAUCAGCCCUCAACACCCAACAGUUCGAGCGCAGGUCUAAAUCAUCAUUCCUCACACUCGAAUUCCAGCUACUUACUACCCACCAGUUCAAAUGAAUCCGACGAUGAUGGCGAGGAAAUCAUUGAAGAAGAUGAUGGCACCGACGGGCCUUCAGAUGGCUCGUCGCCUCAGGGUGAUUCGAAUCAAACAAAACGUAAGAAAAAGACCCGUACUGUAUUCUCCAGAGCACAAGUAUUCCAAUUGGAGUCAACGUUCGAUAUGAAACGCUAUUUAAGUUCGUCGGAAAGGGCCGGUUUGGCUGCCUCUCUGCGUUUGACCGAGACUCAAGUGAAAAUUUGGUUCCAAAAUCGUCGCAAUAAAUGGAAGAGACAAUUGGCCGCUGAGCUGGAAGCUGCUAAUAUGGCGAAUAUGGCCCAUGCUGCCCAACGUUUAGUCAGAGUGCCAGUGUUGUAUCAUGAUGGUACAUCUGGUUUUGUGCCACCACCACCACCUCAUCCUCAUGCCAUGCAAUACUAUGCUGCAGCAGCAGCACGCAACAACAGCCCACCACGGCCACCAUUGUCAUCACUCGUAUAG
Molecule: messenger RNA, 1990 nt
Organism: Calliphora vicina (urban bluebottle blowfly)
Lineage: Eukaryota; Metazoa; Arthropoda; Insecta; Diptera; Calliphoridae
Gene: Hmx
Product: H6-like-homeobox
Exons: 3
Coding region: 350-1990 (546 amino acids)
Biological process (GO): regulation of transcription by RNA polymerase II
Cellular component (GO): nucleus
Molecular function (GO): RNA polymerase II transcription regulatory region sequence-specific DNA binding; DNA-binding transcription factor activity, RNA polymerase II-specific
Source: RefSeq, a predicted model, not a curated record